AUGAUGACUGUACUAGUUUCCAUUCCCACCAAGAGUGUAAGAGGGUUCCCUUUUAUAUACACACUCCAGCACUUACUGUUUGUAAACUUUUUGAUGGCAGCCAUUCUGACCGGCGUGAAAUGGAACAUCAUUGUGGUUUUGAUUUGCAUUUCUUUGAUAAUGAAUGAUGUUGAGAAUCUUUUCAUAUGUUUGUUAGCCAUCUGUAUGUCUUCUUUGAAAAAAUGUCUAUUUAGUUCUUUGGCCCACUUUUUGAUUGGAUUGUUUAUUUUUGAUUUUGAAUUGAUCAAAAGGGGUAAUAUUCUGGGUGAGUCUGGCCUAAUCAGGUGA
Rangifer tarandus platyrhynchus (Svalbard reindeer) is the source of this 327-nucleotide messenger RNA. Lineage: Eukaryota; Metazoa; Chordata; Mammalia; Artiodactyla; Cervidae. The record is from the annotation of a GenBank genome assembly.